AUUUGGAUGAUCCCAUAGUGACAGUCCACCAGAGCAUUGGGGAGGCCAAGGAGCAGUUUUACUAUGAGAAAACCGUGUUCCUCAGGUGCGUGGCCAACUCCAACCCGCCGGUGCGGUACAGCUGGCGCCGCGGGCAGGAGGUGCUGCUGCAGGGCUCCGACAAGGGAGUGGAGAUCUACGAGCCCUUCUUUACCCAGGGAGAAACAAAGAUCCUGAAGCUGAAGAACCUUCGCCCUCAGGACUACGCCAACUACAGCUGCAUCGCGUCCGUACGGAAUGUCUGCAGCAUCCCGGACAAGAUGGUCUCCUUCCGCCUCUCCAACAAGACAGCCCCACCUUCCAUCAAGCUCCUGGUGGACGACCCCAUCGUGGUGAACCCGGGCGAGGCCAUCACCCUGGUGUGCGUGACCACGGGGGGGGAGCCGGGGCCCAGCCUCACCUGGGUCAGGAGUUCGGGGGCGCUGCCCGACAAGACGGUGCUCAACGGGGGCACCCUGACCAUCCCCGCCAUCGGCGCCGACGACGCCGGCACCUACAGCUGCAUCGCCAACAACAACGUCGGCAACCCCGCCAAGAAGUCCACCAACAUCAUCGUCAGAGCCUUAAAAAAGGGACGCUUUUGGAUCACCCCCGACCCCUACCACAAGGAUGACAACAUCCAGAUCGGGCGGGAGGUGAAGAUCUCGUGCCAGGUGGAGGCCAUCCCGCCCGAGGAGCUGACCUUCAGCUGGUUCAAGAACGGGCGGCCCCUGCGGAGCUCGGAGAGGAUGGUGAUCACCCAGACCGACCCCGACGUGUCCCCCGGCACCACCAACCUGGACAUCAUCGACCUCAAGUUCACCGACUUUGGGACCUACACGUGCGUGGCCUCGCUCAAGGGAGGGGGAAUCUCCGACAUCAGCAUCGACGUCAACAUCUCCAGCAGCACCGUGCCACCCAACCUGACCGUCCCCCAGGAGAAGUCCCCACUGGUGACACGGGAGGGGGACACCAUCGAGCUGCAGUGCCAGGUGACGGGCAAGCCCAAGCCCAUCAUCCUGUGGUCCCGGGCCGACAAGGAGGUGGCGAUGCCGGACGGGGCGAUGCAGACCGAGAGCUACGACGGGAUCCUGAGGAUCGUCAACGUGUCCCGGGAGAUGACGGGGACGUACCGGUGCCAGACCAGCCAGUACAACGGGUUCAACGUGAAACCCAGAGAGGCUUUGGUGCAGCUCAUUGUACAGUACCCCCCCGCCGUGGAGCCGACGUUCCUGGAGAUCCGGCAGGGCCAGGGCCGGAGCGUCACCAUGAGCUGCCGGGUGCUGAGGGCUUAUCCCACCCGGGUGCUGACCUACGAGUGGCGCCUGGGCACCAAACUGCUGCGCACGGGGCAGUUCGACGUGCAGGACUCCACGGAUUACACCGUGGGCAGCCUGGCCAGGGACACCUACGGCCUCUACAACUGCAACAUCAUCAACGAGGCGGGCGCCGGGCGCUGCAGCUUCCUCGUCACAGGCAAAGCCUACGCCCCCGAGUUCUACUACGACACCUACAACCCCCUGUGGCAGAACAGGCCCCGGGUGUAUUCCUACAGCCUGCAGUGGACACAGAUGAACCCCAGCGCCGUGGAUCGGAUCCUCGCCUACCGCCUGGGCAUCCGCCAGGCUGGCCAGCAGCGUUGGUGGGAGCAGGAAAUCACCGUGAACGGAAACAUCCAGAAGGGAGAACUGAUCACCUACAACCUCACCGAGCUCAUCAAGCCCGAGGCCUACGAAGUCAGACUGACCCCCAUCACCAGAUUUGGGGAGGGGGACUCCACAAUUCGGGUCAUCAAAUACAGUGCUCCAGUGAAUCCUCACCUACGAGAGUUCCACUGUGGCUUCGAGGACGGGAAUAUUUGCCUUUUCACCCAAGACGACACGGAUAACUUUGACUGGACUAAACAAAGCACUGCCACGAGGGACACCAAGUACACCCCAAACACGGGGCCCAACGCUGACAGGACGGGCUCCAAGGAAGGUUUCUACAUGUACAUCGAGACGUCCCGGCCCAGGCUGGAAGGGGAGAAGGCCAGACUGGUCAGUCCUGUGUUCAGCGUCGCUCCCAAAAAUCCCUACGGAGCCACGAACACGGCCUAUUGCUUCAGCUUCUACUAUCACAUGUAUGGACAGCACAUAGGAAGCCUGAAUGUUUACCUGAGGCUGAAAGGUCAGACUGCAAUAGAGAACCCCCUGUGGUCUUCGAGUGGGAAUAAGGGCCAGCACUGGAACCAAGCCCGUGUGAACAUCAACCCCCCCACCUCAUUCCAGCUCAUCUUUGAAGGGAUCCGUGGCCCUGGCAUCGAAGGGGACAUUGCCAUCGAUGACGUGUCCAUUGUGGAAGGGGAGUGCAUGAAGUCAGACCAACCGGCCAACAAUUUACGAUCAGGUGCUGUUGGGACAUUCUCACAUAUACGACUCCUCCCACUUCUCCUCCUCAUGUCUGUCUUAAGUCAUCAGAGGUGACCUUAUCCUGGCAGAGGCUACAAAAGAUUCACCAGGCACUGGCAUGAAGAAGAAAAGAGUCUUUGUAAAACGGACAUUUUAAAAACAAACUACCAAAGAUUCCUCCACUGAACUGACUCGAAAGUUAAAUAAGUACGUAAAUAAAUAAUUAAAAAAUGAACAAAACAAAACAAAAAAAAAGGUAAUCAAGAAAGCACUGGGGACAUAAAAGGCAUCACGAGCCACGUGUGAGGACGGGAUCUGGCCUAAGGAAGGAAGAGACCUUCAGGUGCUUUUGUGGUCAAUGAUGAAUUCAGCAUCAUCUGGUUGAACUCUCGGCGAAGAGCUAUAGAAACCCUUGUCAAAGCACAAAAAGUCAUGGCUGGUUUUGUUUCAAAUGAAUAGUUUGCUUGUUACCAUGGAAACCUAAUGGCCUGCCAAAAAAAAAAACCACACACACACACAAAAAAAAAACAAAAACAAAAAAAGGAGAGAGGAAAUAAAGAACAAAAAAAAAAGAGAGAGAGAGAAACACCUCACUGUAAACAGGGUAUGUGAAGAGCUGGCAUUCAUUUCCCCCUGCAGAAGGUUUUUUAGUGUGGAGUUAAACAAAUGUAGGCCCUUCCUACUUUGGCUGUCGCCUCCCUUAGGGAAUCACCCGGGAUCAGAGCCGGUUUCAGACGUUCCUGUUUUCAUUUCUCAUGGCUCUGCUUGAGAACUGAGUGUGCUGUCUCCUCUUUGCAUGCAUUUCCCAGCCACCAGGACGUGCCACCCUGGGCUUUACACGUUACACGGGAUUUUUCCGGGAUUUUCGGAGUUUGCUUGCGGCCACUUCGCCCCCUCCUCCCCUCUCCCUCCUCCCCUCCUCCCCCGACCCGAGUCAUCCGUUCCGACGAAGGGAAGAAACCAAACCACCGUCUUUUAUAAAUUGCCAUGGAAACCAAGUGCCUUCAAUGAAACAAGCCUGAGUUAAAACAAAAAAAACAAAACAAACAAACAAAAAAAUAAAACAAACAAA
Molecule: messenger RNA, 3480 nt
Organism: Chiroxiphia lanceolata (lance-tailed manakin)
Lineage: Eukaryota; Metazoa; Chordata; Aves; Passeriformes; Pipridae
Product: MAM domain-containing glycosylphosphatidylinositol anchor protein 2
Exons: 14
Coding region: 300-2483 (727 amino acids)
Biological process (GO): nervous system development
Cellular component (GO): membrane
Molecular function (GO): protein binding
Source: RefSeq, a predicted model, not a curated record